This is a messenger RNA of Cygnus olor (mute swan), 5483 nucleotides long. RefSeq names its product Sp5 transcription factor (gene SP5). Gene Ontology annotation, molecular function: RNA polymerase II cis-regulatory region sequence-specific DNA binding; DNA-binding transcription factor activity, RNA polymerase II-specific. The record is from RefSeq and is a predicted model, not a curated record. Gene Ontology annotation, biological process: regulation of transcription by RNA polymerase II. Lineage: Eukaryota; Metazoa; Chordata; Aves; Anseriformes; Anatidae.
CUCAGUGUAAUAAAAUAGUGGCUAUACGUAUCUGUACUCAUAAAAUAAAAGGCUUCCAUCCAGUUUUCCCCAGACAAAUGCAUUUGACCAAAAAUACACAGGCUUUGGUUUUUUUACCUAAUGUUUCCCAAAAUGAGAGGACAAGGAGGGUGGACACAGCAGAUCCUUUUCAGCUGCUCACCAGAGUCUUGGCUUGCUUUCCAUUUUAUAAAAGUCCAUAUCUAGCUAUGAGUGUGGUGCAGAAAAUGCAGCCGUGUAUGCCAGAGGCAGAAAGGCAUUUCCAGAGGGUUGGAAAUGAUCAUUUUGAACUGAAAGGUGUCCCAGGCAUUCCAACUGGAGCCAAUAAUAACACUUGCAGUAUUGAUAUAGUUAAGAGGUCCGACUCCCUUAUAAGUAUGGCAGCAAGGGGAGGAUUCAUAUCCAGAAAUGUUCACUGAUGUUCCUUAAGGCAGGAGGAGGAGUCACUAAGGGCCAGCCAAGGAAGGAGCAGGAGAUGAAUGCAUUAAGAUAUUUAAACUUUUAACAGCAGGGCAGUAAAACUGUAGUGAUGCAUAAAAUUUGUUCUACUUCUCUUAGAGGGUAGCUCAGCUUUCAGAGGUUUGGGAAAUCCUCUAUUAAUCUUUGUGAAAUCCACACCUAGACUGGGAAAUGUUGAGGCAAGUCUUUAAAUCCUAAAUAUGUCUCUGCUUGUGUUGAUUGUGUCUAGGGUUUUGUGGUUUUCGUUCAUGCACAGAAACACAGGAGAUGCCAUAGCAGUUUUUAAUCUUUCUUUUAUUUUCAUCUCCUACUGAGGUUCAAAUGAAACUGUUAAAACUUAGGAGAUAUAAUUUUGUUAAAGCUGUUGUUGGUAAUAUGAAGCCAGUAAACAGGCCAUAUACACUAGCAUGGUAAACAUACGGUCUGAUGGCUCCUCCUGCUAUGCCAAUCGUGUCGCUUAGCCUAAAAAUGACAACGUGCUGAAGUAAAUAAUAAUAAUAGUAACAGCACGUAAGUCAUAUCUUUUGGCAACAUAUCCAUAUAUGCUUGGAGCUACAUAGAUGGGUUAAUUUACGUGACUUCUGGUGAAACUUCAUGCUGUUGUGGAUAGAUGGUUUCUUUUAGGACAGUUUUAAGCCAGACAGUCACAGUCUGAAUGAGGGAUGGUGUGCAGACACUGGCUUCUGGAGCAGGCUUAUUUAAAGCCUGUUCAGGUUUAAAGCCUGCAUGCUCUCAUGGAAGACUUGACUGGGAGGCUUGGCUGAGUGUUAAUGCAGCUGUUCCCUUAAAAAUGCUCUUGUUUCUGAUUCUUUGUCACAAUUGCUAAAGAACAAGUGUUUCGUUUGAGGCAGCCCCGGAUUCCCAAGCUGGGCAGGCAGGUGGCCAGAGCCCAUCCAGACUCCCCAGGGUCAUUCGUGGCUGUGCUCUGCCCUGGCCAAGCUGUGGGACCAGGGGCCCAUGGGAGGGGACUGGGGGGGGCUGGAGGUGUCAGGGAGGAGUGGGGGCUGCUGGCAGGAGGCUGCGGCUGGCAGGAGGCUGCGGCAGCGGAGCCAUCCCCUGGGCAGGCUCUGGGCCAGGAGCAGGCGAAGGCCCAGGGGUGGGAUGCUCUGGGCCCAGGAGGCAGAGGCACAGCAGAGAUGUGGGGGCCCUGGCAGCCCAGCAGCUGUUGUUCUAAGUAUCACUUUCUGUGCUACCUGCAUUCGAGCCAGGCUCCAAAGAGACCCGCAUGGUCAGUCAGUCAUACUGGGACUCCUGAAUUUGAUAAAGCCUGAUUUUGAAGACGCCUGCCUCACUUUUUUUAUCCACUGUGUUUAAGUCACCCAUUGCUGUCUAACCCAGUGUGGCCUGCGCCGCUCUGGCCCCAUGGCUGCAGGGCUGUUUCCGUGAGGGGGAUCGGCCCCCCGCCACCUGUCAUGGGCAGCUGAGCCGGAACAGGGGGACCGAGGCCUCUUGGACCCCCAGCCUGCGGGAGGCUCAGGGACAGAGCGAGGCAGGGGCACAGCUCUGUGGGAUGCCUGGAGGCCAUCGGGCACCCCUUUGCCUGGGGGCAAAGCGGGGCUCCCCCUCUGCCCUCUCCAAGCCGCCCCUUGCCCAGGAGCCCUACAGCCUGGCUCCGCAGCCCGGUGCCUCCCUGCCUUACGCUGGGAUGGAGAGGCAGCCCCUUUCUCGGAGAAAUAGAGCUCUGUGUAACUGAAUUGACAUUUGGCCUUGAUACCUGUAUCUCCUGAUAACUGAAACAAAUUUCUAAAAUAAAUAUUGUACUUUGAUCUUCCAGCCCUGCAUUUUUAAUGACAGCUCUGAACGUCACUUCAUUAAGAAUACAUUUCAGAGACUGAAAUGCUCUGAGUUUGAACACUAAUUAUUUGUACAGAAAAUUAUGACUGCAACGUUUCAUUAUUCAGCCCAUUGGUUUCUUCCAGAAAUGAGAAAUUAUUCUCGAUUUUUAAGUAAUGUACUUUCUUGGAUGCAGAUUUAUGGCAUCCGUAGUAAGGCAUCUGUGUAGAAACUUGCCCAACUUUCCACUAACUCUUUUGUAACAUGGCAAACCAUUUUGGUUAACCGAGAUAUCUGGGGAAAUAAUGUAGGUUAAAGGCUGGGGGGCUCCUGCACUACCUCCUGACGCUCCUUUCGUUUCCUUUUCGUGGUCCCGGGGUGUUAGCCGGUGCUGGCCAAGAGGCUGGCGGCCCGCCUCGGGGCUGGGGCCGGGGCCGGGGCCGUGCCGCACGGGCCGAGCUUUCGCUUCUCGCCGGGCCUCGAGGCGGAGCCGUGGAGAGGACCGGGCGCUGUGAUCCCUUCAAAGGGCGCGCUCUGAGGCCAGCCCUGCGCCUCUUGCAAGUCUUUGAGCGGACAGCGAUUGUUCCCACAGGAAGGGCAGAUAACGAUCUCUGCGUGCUGGCGCUUAGCGGGACUCCCGCGGCGGUGUGAAUACAAUUGAACCCGACGGCCGCGGGCGGCAUCGCCUUACCUGGGCGCGCAGCUCCGAGGGCCCCCCCGGCCCGGCCGCCCCGCGCCUUCGCCACGGCCGCGGAGCGGGUGGGGAGCGGGGCGCGGGGCCGGGCCGGGGGGGGGAUGGCCGGGGGGCCGCCCUCCGUCCCCCCGCACGGGUACAUCGCGUGGGGACCCGAAAGGCGGCGGAGCGGGGCCCUGGAGCCCAGCGGGGUUCGCGGCAGGGGCCGGGCGGGGAGGGGGGGUCAGGCCGGGGCUGGCUGGGGGUGUCGCCUGCUGCCCCCCUGCCCCGCCGCCAGCAGCAGCCGACCCGGCCGCCUCUCCUCGUGUAAGGGAAUCGCGCCUGUGCCACCCGCUAGGGAAGAGGAAACUUUUCCGCGCCGCUUCUUGGCUGCUCGCUCGCUCGCUCUGUCUGUCUGUCUGUCUGUCCGUCGCGGUUCCCACAGCCGAUGCGCCCCCCGCCGUCCUUUUGCCGAGCCCCGGCUCGGCGCUCCCCCGCGGCCCCCUGCCAGCCGGGGGGGUCCCGGCAACGCGGGCUGAGCGCGGGGGGACCUGAGCCGCGGCGGGGGCUCGGCGCGGCGCAGUCACGGCGGGGACACGUCCCUGCGGCCGCGGGGCGCGGGGGGAGCCGCUGCCGCCCGCUGCCGGGCAGUUCUACAGCGGGACCCAGCGGCCCCGUCAGGUGAACUCGCCGGGCCGCUGCUGUUACUUGCGGCCGUCAAACACCGGCAGCGGAAUCCGGAGGCAGAUUUCUCGGGCGAUAACAAAGCCACGUCGCCACUUUAGGGCUCUGCCACACAUCCUUAGGAGAAAAAAAAAAAAAUCACCGCGAAGAGGGAGGGGGGGGAUCCAGUGUCUUGCACAUCCAGUGCGAGGGUCUCCAGGCGGUAAGGGUCCUUUGAUCAAGAAAAUCCAAUUAUUUGUGUAUAUACAUUUCCCACAUAGUGAUUACUUCAUUUUGUCCCGCCUUUAUCUCCUCCCUUCCCAUCCCCCCUAAUAAUCAGUUCUUUUAUCCAGACCAACAAACACACCAUAGGAGCUUUGUGGAUUCAAAGGAUUUGCUUUCGCUUCUGAAAGAGCCGCUAUUCUUUGAUGAUUGGGUAGCGGCAAACUUCAAAGCCAUAAAUCUUCCCUCUGACUGGCUGGCGGCCCAGCAAAGUCCUUAUCAAAUUCUUGGAGGUGAUCCUGGUGCAGGCAGACGGGCCGCGGAGAUCGCGCGGCGCGGGGGGGUGGCACAGGCACGGAGGCGAGGGGAGCGGAGCGGGAGCGGAGGGGAAGCGAAGCGAAGCGGGCAGGUCCUCGCCUUCCCCGCGGCGUCUCCAUGCCUCGGCAGUGCCCCGCGCCGUCCCCUCGCCCCGGGCGCAGUAGCCAUGGCCGCGGUGGCCGUCCUCCGGAACGACUCCCUCCAGGCUUUCCUCCAGGACCGCACCCCCAGCGCCUCCCCGGACUUGGCCAAGCACUCGCCGCUGGCUCUUCUGGCCGCCACCUGUAGCCGGAUCGGACAGCCGGGCGCGCCGCCCUCGGAUUUCCUGCAGGUCUCCUACGACCCGACGCUGGUCCCCUCCAGGAUCUUCCACCCGUGGAGCGGCGAGAUGCCCGCGCACUCCCCGGGGGGGCUGCCGCCGCCGCACCCCAGCCUGGGGCUGACCCCGCAGAAGAACCACCUGCAGCCCUCCUUCGGGGGGGCGCACGAGCUGCCCCUCACCCCCCCGGCGGACCCCUCCUACCCCUACGAGUUCUCCCCCAAGAUGCUGCCCUCCUCCAUGGCCGCCCUGCCGGCCAGCUGCCCCCCCGCCUACGUCCCGUACGCUGCCCAGGCCGCCCUGCCGCCCGGCUACUCCAACCUGCUGCCGCCGGCGCAGCCCUGCCGGCAGCUCUCGCCCAACCCGCCGCCCGAGGACAUCCCCUGGUGGAGCAUCCAGCAGCCCGGCGCCCCGGCCGGCUGCGGCCACCGCUUCCCCGCCGCCGCCGCGCUGCCGCGGAGCCUGGUGCUGGGCCACUCGGACUUCGCCCAGUACCAGACGCAGAUCGCCGCCCUGCUGCAGACCAAGUCUCCCCUGGCGGCCACGGCCAGGAGGUGCCGCCGCUGCCGCUGCCCCAACUGCCAGUCGGCCGCGGGCAGCGCCCCGGAGGCGGAGCCGGGCAAGAAGAAGCAGCACAUCUGCCACAUCCCGGGCUGCGGCAAGGUGUACGGCAAGACCUCGCACCUGCGGGCUCACCUGCGGUGGCACACGGGCGAGCGGCCCUUCAUCUGCACCUGGAUCCUCUGCGGGAAGCGCUUCACCCGCUCCGACGAGCUGCAGCGGCACCUGCGGACUCACACGGGCGAGAAGCGCUUCGUCUGCCCCGAGUGCGGGAAGCGCUUCAUGCGGAGCGACCACCUCUCCAAGCACAUCAAGACCCACCAGAACAAGAAGCUGAAGGCGGCGGCGGACGGUGUCAAGCGGGAGGACGGCCGCGACCUGUGACCGCCGCGCGGGGCAGGGACCCGGGGGCAGGGAGCCGGGGCAGGGGGCGGCCGGCGGCGGGACUGGUGGCGGGCCCGGCGAGCGGGAGCCCGG